CCAAAAUCCGGUCCCAAGGAAUGUAAAUUUGGGGACCAAACAUGUUGGGUAGAAGGGCUCGAGCACAGUCAAAUAAUCUUCAGUUGUUCCAUUGAAGAAUAUUAUUCUACUUGUUAGAACGCACUGAGGAUCGAUCAAAUCCUAAGUGGUUAUAGGGUCCCUCUCAAAAUAUAUAAGGUAGUCUUGGAUUCCUCAUUACUAGUUUACAUUCAGACCACAUAAGGUUCUCCGAGAAAAAAGUAAACAUAUCUCAUUCACAAGUUUAAAAUGAAUAACGCCAAGUUGUACAAAAGUAAGAAGGGACUUCAGCAGGCAGAUGCCACACAUGUAAUCGAAAAUUUUUCGAAAUAUCUCAAAUGGAAGGACCAUAAAGAAACAAUAUUAGAUGUUGGAUCAGGAGAUGGACACACUCUGUGCGAGGUUUUGCUGCCCAAAAUUGCAGAUAAGGUGGAUAGAGUGAUUGGAACCGACAAUUCAAAUGAGAUGUUAGAAUACGCAAGGGGUGAAUAUGGUUGCCAACAAAUUGUUUUCGAAAAGUUGAAUAUCGAAUGUACUGAUGUACCUGAGAAGUUUCAGGAGAAAUUUGAUCAUAUUUUUUCAUUUUUCUGUCUUCACUGGGUUGUCAAGCAGAGUAUAGCUUUCCAAAAUAUAUACACCAUGUUGAAACCAGAUGGAGAAAUUCUUUUAACGUUUCUGGCAAAGAACCCCAUUUAUGACAUAUAUGAAGAAAUGGCCAAAACGGAAAAAUGGGCAAAGUAUAAGAAGGAUUAUAAGAAGUACCUUUCACCCUACCAUAAUUCUCCUGAUCCUGAAGAUGAGGUUAGAACUAUUCUCAAUAAGGUUGGAUUUCAUGUGAAGGUGUGCCGAUCAGAUAGAAGAUGUUACACUUAUCCUAAUCUGGCAACAGUCAAUGCAAGUGUCAAAGCGGUAAACCCAUUUCUACCUAAUAUUCCAGAAGAGGAACACGAAAGUUACUUCGAAGAUUACGAUAAUAUCAUGAAGAAGAACAAAGACAUAAUCUGGGAAAAAGUGAAUAACAAUGUUGAUGACGGAAAAUUCCACUGCUUCUAUGAAAUCAUAAUAGUAGUUGCAUCUAAAGGUUUUUAAUUUUAUUGAUAAUAACGAUAUAGAAUUUAAUCAUGUUAUUAAUUGGUAUAUAGUUUUUAUAAACUUUAUUUAGUGGGAGCAUAUCGCAGUACAAAUUACUAUUUAGCAUUCAU
Messenger RNA from Harmonia axyridis, 1220 nucleotides. It is a transcript of the gene Tcjhamt, whose product is annotated as juvenile hormone acid O-methyltransferase-like. The transcript has 3 exons. Bases 268 to 1107 code for a protein of 279 amino acids. The record is from RefSeq and is a predicted model, not a curated record. NCBI's taxonomy places the organism in Eukaryota, Metazoa, Arthropoda, Insecta, Coleoptera, Coccinellidae.